Messenger RNA from Coturnix japonica (Japanese quail), 8067 nucleotides. RefSeq names its product p21 (RAC1) activated kinase 3 (gene PAK3). The record is from RefSeq and is a predicted model, not a curated record. Gene Ontology annotation, biological process: protein phosphorylation. Gene Ontology annotation, molecular function: protein serine/threonine kinase activity; ATP binding. NCBI's taxonomy places the organism in Eukaryota, Metazoa, Chordata, Aves, Galliformes, Phasianidae.
GCGAGGGGCCGGGCGGGCGGCAGAUGGGCUGCGGCGGGAGGGAAGGAAGGGAAGGGGGGCGGCGGCAGCGGGGCCGCGGCGGGGGACGGCGGAGCAGCAUGACAGCGCCGGGAGCAGGAGGCUGUGAGGGCUGCUGAAGAUGUCCGAUAGUCUGGAUGUUGAAGAGAAACCUCCAGCCCCGCCGUUGAGAAUGAACAGCAACAACCGUGAUUCUUCAGCACUAAACCACAGCUCCAAACCGCUCCCCAUGGCCCCUGAGGAGAAGAACAAGAAAGCCAGGCUGCGCUCCAUCUUCCCGGGUGGAGGGGAUAAAACCAAUAAGAAGAAAGAGAAAGAACGCCCUGAGAUCUCUCUUCCUUCUGACUUUGAACACACGAUUCAUGUGGGGUUUGAUGCCGUCACUGGAGAAUUCACAGGCAUUCCAGAGCAGUGGGCCAGGCUACUACAGACCUCCAACAUAACAAAACUAGAGCAGAAGAAGAAUCCUCAAGCAGUUCUAGAUGUCCUCAAGUUUUAUGAUUCCAAAGAAACAGUUAACAACCAGAAAUACAUGAGCUUUACGUCGGGAGAUAAAAGCGCCCAUGGAUACAUAGAAGCCCAUCCUUCGAGCACAAAAACAGCAUCAGAACCCCCGUUAGCACCGUCAGUCUCUGAAGAAGAGGAUGAAGAAGAUGAGGAAGAAGAAGAUGACAACGAACCUCCGCCUGUUAUUGCACCACGGCCUGAACACACAAAAUCAAUCUACACGCGCUCCGUAAUCGAACCUGUCGCUGCACCAGCACCGGCUAAAGAAGCCACCACUCCCCAGCCUGAAAACUCCAACACAAACACUUUGUACAGAAACACAGACCGGCAGCGGAAAAAAUCCAAGAUGACAGAUGAGGAAAUCCUAGAGAAACUGAGGAGCAUUGUGAGUGUGGGAGACCCUAAGAAGAAAUACACUCGAUUUGAAAAAAUUGGCCAAGGGGCAUCAGGAACUGUUUAUACAGCAAUAGACAUCGCCACAGGACAAGAGGUGGCCAUAAAGCAAAUGAAUCUCCAACAACAACCCAAAAAGGAACUAAUUAUUAAUGAAAUCCUGGUCAUGAGGGAAAAUAAGAACCCCAAUAUUGUGAACUAUUUAGACAGCUACUUAGUAGGUGAUGAGCUCUGGGUGGUUAUGGAGUACUUGGCUGGAGGCUCGCUAACUGAUGUUGUUACAGAGACAUGUAUGGAUGAAGGACAGAUAGCAGCUGUCUGUAGGGAGUGCCUGCAAGCGCUGGAUUUCCUUCAUUCAAACCAAGUGAUUCACAGAGACAUAAAAAGCGACAAUAUUCUUCUCGGAAUGGAUGGAUCUGUCAAAUUGACUGAUUUUGGCUUCUGUGCUCAGAUCACUCCCGAGCAGAGUAAAAGGAGCACAAUGGUCGGCACUCCUUACUGGAUGGCACCCGAAGUAGUGACAAGAAAAGCAUAUGGCCCCAAGGUUGACAUCUGGUCACUUGGGAUCAUGGCAAUAGAAAUGGUGGAAGGAGAACCUCCUUACCUUAAUGAAAAUCCUCUCAGGGCACUGUAUCUGAUAGCUACAAAUGGGACACCAGAGCUGCAGAACCCUGAGAGACUCUCUGCUGUGUUUCGUGACUUUCUCAACUGUUGCCUGGAGAUGGAUGUGGACAGGAGAGGGUCUGCCAAGGAGCUUUUGCAGCAUCCAUUUUUAAAAUUAGCCAAGCCUCUCUCCAGCCUGACUCCUCUGAUCAUUGCAGCAAAGGAAGCGAUUAAGAACAGCAGCCGCUAGUGCUUUGGGCUGGCAUUCUCCCAUGCCAGCUCACUCCAGAGCAGGACUGAGAAAAAAAAACUCUAUAGAACCUCAACUCUUCUGCUGCAGGACAGACGGAUGGAUGGAUGGACGGACAGACCAACAGUCGCAGUCAUGGUGGUAGGAGGGGAGAACAACUGUUCUCCAGUCCCUCGAGGAGUAAAAACUUACGUCUUCUUCCUGCUUUCUGGCUCCUUAAUUUAUUUUUAAGAUGAAACAGGGCUUAAGACAGAGAGGUAAUGACAGAAAAUGCUUUGCUGCCUCAGCCAUUUCCAAGGUAAAGCAAAUUCAGUUGGAAGUUUCCCUUCCUUCUCACCCUGUGAAUAAGCUGUACAUUCACUUUUAAAUUGUCAGUUGUUUCUUAAAGAUGCAAAGUCCUUUUAUGUUUGGGGGUUUUUCUUGUAUGGUUUGGAAUUGGAGAAGGGUCUUCGUUUAUAACUCCAGACUAUACUGCCUUUAGAAUACAACCCACUGACUGGUACUUGCCUAGUCAUUACACUUCUCAAUGAGGAAGAAAGUGAAAUUGCAUUUCCAAUCAAAGACAAAUCAGGAGUGGAGCAGUCAAAACAUCCUGUUGAGAUACAGGCUCAGCUGUGAAUAUAUAGUUUCUGUUCUUGACAUUUUCAUUUGUAAAACUAGUUGUAAUAUGGGUGAGAGUCUUACUAAAUCGAGAAAGCAGAAAGAUGUGUUUGCUCAGAAAGGGCUUGUCUGAUGCAAAGCUGUAAGAGAAAUGUGAAGUGAGAGCAGGCCCAGCCUUGCCCGGUGCUGAGCCUCAUGGACCCCUUUGCAGAGCACAGAGCAGCCUCAGUGUCAGUGACCUCACAUUAGAGGAAGGUGCUUGCAGCAGCAGCAGGCCAUCGCUGGGCGAUCACCUCUUCCUGGUACUGCACUGAUCAUAGUGUCAGCUCCAAACUGGCAAUGGGCAGCUCUCAAGGUUAAUUGUAGCUGUGCCCCAAAAUGUGCAGAGUGGUGGGAGUAGCCCUCUUCAGUUUGAGCAGGAGUCGAAGAGAGGAUAAAAGCCUGGGUGUUGCUGACACUUCUGAGGAUGUCUGCUCUCCUGCUCCUCUUACAGCUCCCAGGAAGGGUUAGUAGCAUCUGUGCUCCUCUUAGCACAGGGAACGGUGGCCAGGCUCCUCUGCAGGCUUUUGGCAGGUGAGUGUCCUUUCCAUGGCAGAAUUUGCGUGCCUAAACUGGGACACUGAUGGAAAUGAAUGAUGGCUUCCAGGAUCUGGUUCUGCCUGAGCCUGUCCAGCAGACAACUUUGGAAGAAAGUGCAUUUAAGCCUGGAGCUCUGCAGUGAGCAAGAAGUACAGAGCAGAUUGCAGAGCUAGACAGAGCCAUAAAACCAGCCUGCUAUAUGUUCUCCUCCGUACAGCAAGCACUGCAGCAAGCAGUUCUGAGUCGCUGGGGGAGAGUGAGCCCUGGAUGUGAGAGGAUUGUGCUUGACUAGUCUGCUGAUUGGUAAGAGAGCAGAACACUUCUUGUAUGCCAUCGGUGUUUUAUUUAUUUUAUUUUUUUUUCUGAAAGAAAGGAGUGUGGCUUCACUCAGAAGAAGCAUUUGUAUGGAGUAUUUGUUACUGUAUUUUAGUAGUGCAACUAAUCAAAGACCUUCAAAGGAGUGACUGAAUCAACACCUAUAUCCAAUGAGCAAAAAAAAAGGAGUAAAGCAGCUUUUUGCUGCAGUUUGUCAUGUUUUAGGCCUGCUCCCGCAAAGGGCUGAGCAGCCUUUGAGGUACUACAGACCUUCACGUUUUGCCGGUACAAAUGAAGGAUGCUUGGGCUAUUCUUGAAUUAGGCCGUUAGGUUGUUUGGUUUUGUCUUCUUAUUUAGUUACUGUCUUUGUGUUGAAAAUGUCAUUAAUACCGCUAACUACCCCACCCUCGCUCACUGUGUCUGUCCCAGUGUCUUCGCUGAGGCAACCGACAGAGGCAAUGCUCAUUGAAGUUCACAGAAUCAUAGCAUGGCUUGGGUUGGAAGGGACCGUAGAGCCCAUCCAGCUCCAAUUCCUUGCCAUAGGCUGGAUUUCCCACCCCAGAUCAGGCUGCCCAGGGCCCCAUCGUCCAGCCUGGCCUUGAGCACCUCCAGGGAUGGGGCACCCAUGGCUCUGGGCAGCUGUGCCAGGGCCUCAGCCCUCUCUGAGUAAAGAAUUUCCUCCUAACAUCUAAUCUAAAUCUCUCCUCUUUAGGUUUAAAACUGUUCACUCUUGUUCUGUCGCUGUCAGACCAUGUAAGAAGUCAAUCUCCCCUGUUUAUAAGCUACCUUUAAGUAUUGAAAGGCCUCAAGUUCUCACCUUCCUGGGGAGCACAGCAGGUUUGAUUUUCAGUAGUCGAGUAGGAAAAGCUGUUUGUUUCUUUUGCAAGCCUGUGUUCUUCUCUGUCAGCUCAAUAUGUCUACUGGGAGAUGGGCUUCCCUGAGGGGAAAGAGACAUUUAGACUUGAGAAGAGCUGCCCUUCAUUUAUAGAGCAUGAAUCUGAAUCAAAUGUUUGUAUUCCGUGUAAGUAAUGAAGAAACCAGUGGCAGUUUCUCCUUCCAGUAUAGCACUGAGUUUUUUCCUACCCACAAAGGAACAGAUGGCCAUCAUUUAGAAGGAAAGCACUUUUUUACGGCACAUUUGCUGGACAUACGAUACACUUCUGUUAACAGAUCACACUGCUUGUGCUUUUUCUUUCUAUUUAUUUUCUUUAGAAAAUAAUAUUUCAGCAUCCCUACUUUUCAGCUCGGUUUCACAAAGGGUAACAUAUAAAUAUAGGAAAAUGGGAUGAUAGCGUUAGUCUUUUCCUGGUCAGUGUAUGUUCCAGCGUACAGAACAUUGUUGGCGCUGGCUUUUUAAAUACAACUUCUUUAAUAAGAGGCCUUACUUUUUAUGUUAUUAAAUGCUGUAUUUAUUUUUCAUUUCAUUUGCAAAUCCAGAGGUUUUUCUGCUGAAGAAACAAAUGGUGUGAGGCAGACAGCAUCCAACGGGAACCAUCUCUGCUAGUGGCUUUCUUUCAGCAUGGCUGUAAUGGCUGAGCCGGGACUGCUUUACAUUCAGGGCAGUGCACCUCCAGCAUCCCUGUGCUUGAGGCAGCCUUUGGCACACAAUCUCAGCUGCCCUUCGGAUACUGAAGGGCAGCAGCUGCUUUUGUAGUUUCCCAGCUCUGAUAGGAAACAUGGAAGAAGCGUGUUAGUAAUAAAGUCUGUCCAGAAAGGGGCAGCUCUUGGAUGUUAUUUCCAAGCUCAAGUAGGAAGUUUUAGGAUUGACAACAGCAGAAACUUUCCAGGAAGAAACAAAGCAAACAAAAUCUCUGCAGUCAUCUCGGGUGUUUCUGGACGGCUGUCUUCAGGUGAAACUAUUCGUUAUAUCUAUUUUUGAAAGCAUUAGGAAUAGGCCGUUUUGUUGCCAAAUGCGUAGAUAGAUGUUGUAUGUUUCAGAUACUUUCAUUCCAAGGUUCUAAAGGACUGGUUGAUUGUCUUUAUUUUUAAAUGCAUUAAGUGGUAGAAAAAAAAAACCCCAACAACUAUCUAGAACUUGACUAUGAUUCCCAUGCCUGCAGUGAAGGUGUGUGGAAAGGACUCGUUAGCGUGCUGUGGUUUUAAUGAGUUGUGGGACAGAAGAAUGACAGCAGUAAAGUCAGGGAAGCGCGAGAAGCACAGAAAAUAUUAUUUAUUUAACAAAAAAAAAAAAAAAAAGAAAGAAAAAGAGGAGGAAAAAAACCCCAAACCCAAAUGUAUCUAUUAGGAAUUCCACACACACUCGUAGGAGGCUGCACGGGGGUGGAUCUCACUCACAGCGCUCUCAGGGUUUGUUCACAAACUGGGGCCAGGGUCGCAUUCUUACUUCUGUAAACUGUCUGUCCUCCAUCUUUGGAUGCCGUUUGGCUGAUUUACGCUGCACAGAAAUGAGCUCAAAUGUUGUUUUUUUUUUUUAGCUGCUUGUGUUGGAUUUCUCUGAUGCCAGCGGCAGCACCUCAGCAGGUCUUCAGUUUGUUCCCCCCCAUACCCUGCCACCAAAAAGAAAGCAUGGUCCAGUCACCACAAGAAGGAAAGUACGUUCUUCUCUCCUCUCUGCUAGUUGUAGGAAGUGUCAUCGUAUCCUAUUAGCUCUGGUUCCAAUUUAGUCACUGUGUUUGCCACGGAGCGUUCCUCACACUGAGCUUGUACACGUAUGCAUUUGUUUGCUCAGUGGCGUUGGUCACAGCUGGACAAGGAUUCACUUGGUGAUGGAGCAAGUUGAGGAAGACCCAUAAAUAGAAACAGAUUUUGGUUUUUUUUAACUGAGCGGAUGGAUAGCCUUAAUUUUAAAGCCCCGGUUUUCAGGAAGUGGGCAAAGAACUACCUUUAUUUCAAGGGAAAGCAUUUGAGGUUUAUUUGGAUGCCAUCUGCAAUUUGGGGGAUGGGGAGGCGGUCUUUAAAACCUUUCCUUACUUGUGUCUGUCCUUGAGCUGACAGGGUAAUUCCUUUUUCUGGCCGAAGCUUGCAAAAAUCUUGCUUAUACAUGUGUUAGAGUUGACUGCCGUAAUCCUAGGCAUGUGUCAUGUAUAUAAACAGUCACUUUCCUGAGCCUGCCAAUGGUUGCAUGCAUCUUUGAUGAUACAUCAUCUCAGAAGGAAAAACAGUACAGGAAAGAAGGAAGGAGUCUUGCAUGCUCUUUGCAGAUUCCCUUUGGUCUGCCAUGAAGGUAGGAGCCUGCAAACUUUGUUCUCAAUGCUUACCUCUUCUUCCAAGCAAGUACUCAUGUUCUGCUAAAACGUGACUAAGAAAAGUAGGGAGCAAUACAAUUUGUUAAAGAUUGUUAGAUGGAAAAUUGCACUGGGCAUCUUCCCAGCAGGAUUGCACAUAAGCUACAGCAUAUCUGUGUCAGAUGCCUUGUGCUGUAAUUGAGUGGGCACCACAUUCGUAACUGCUUGGGGAUCCUGCUUGGUUUCUGUGAGGCUCACUAAUUUCUGGCCCAGCUUAUGUGUCAGAUGGAAUCAAAGCUGCAAGGACCACAGCUGGAUGCAGCGGUUGAAGGGGGCAGUUGUGAAUGUGGGUCAGAAGAGCCAGCAGCCACAUGCACUUGUUUGAGUCACAGCGCUCUAAGGGGGGAAGUGUGCAAACUGAGAACAUGAGUGUUUGUGUGCCGCCUCUCCUCUGUCCUUCAGUCCUUUCAGGGGCUUGAAACUGCUUGUCUUCUGAGGAGAGAAAUGGAAAAGAUCCUUCAAAAGUCCUGUUCUUUCUAAUCUCUGUGACUGAGUGUUGUCUCUUUAUGUGCCUCUUCCUAUGCUCAGUGACUGCUAACCAAGAUUGUGUAACUGGCCCAGAUAAAGUGCUUGAGAUACUCGUUUUUCUGCCCUUUGAACUGCCUGUUUACAGCAACAUUUAAAGUCUUUGAGCCUGGUCUGGACAGAGUUACCUUCCACUUUGUGCAUAACCUGUGGCCAGCCAUCUCCAGUCAGUGCUUGCACCGAGGGCUCCCAGUUGUCACAAAACACUACUGCAAACAUGGCUGAGUAGUGGCAGGUGGUUGUUUUUAAAAGCCAGAUCCUUUUGCUGCUGAAUAUUGUGUUUCAUUUGAUAUCUAAGAAGUCUGUCACGCUGGCUAGAUACAGGUACUGCUUCUGUUCCCACUGAAGCUGGUGAGAAUUUGGUUGCUGGAUUCCUUGCAGUAGAACAUUGCUGCUUUAAUAAGCAAGUGCUGAUACAGCCCUUGGUGCUGAGGUGGGUCCCCAGAGGUGUGAAGGGAGCAGGUGGGUAGUAGGGAGCUGCUCUUGUUCCUUUGCUCCAUCGUGCAAAGCUAUUCAUGUCAGAAGUGAGUCAACAGAAAAUCUGAAGCAUGCAAUUCUCUUACAUCCAUAUCUGCUGAGAUUUUUUUGUUACCUUUGAGCUAAAGAUGCACAGAGGCGAUUGCUUUUUUGUCACACUGUUUAUAUUAGUGUUAAACAAUGCUGCUAAAUCAGUCUGUAGAACAGCAACAAGAAAAAAAGCCUCUCAGCUCUUCGGGCGUGACACCCAUAAGCUGCUAUUUGCCGUAGCAGGAGAGCUGCUUAGAUGGGAACCAGUAGCAAAGCACUGCAGGUGCUGCGCAUACAGACAUAAGAAGAUGUGCAAAAGAAUUCUGCGACUCUUGACUGGAUCAGGACGUAACAAACUCUAAACUCCAGUUUAGAUUUAGACUGGGGUCUGCGAGAUUUUUUUAUUCAGGGUAUCCAGACAAAAGGAAAGGGAGGAGGAGCCGACAUUUUCACUAUCAGAAAUGUAUCUCAUUUUGCUGUACAUUCCUUUUUUAGGACAUGUUAUCUGUUAAAAAAAGAAAAAAA